Messenger RNA from Diabrotica balteata, 990 nucleotides. The record is from the annotation of a GenBank genome assembly. NCBI's taxonomy places the organism in Eukaryota, Metazoa, Arthropoda, Insecta, Coleoptera, Chrysomelidae.
AUGCCCAGGGAAUCCAAAGACUCCAGUUUAAUUAACUCAUUACGAAGAAAUAAAAAAAUGUUUUCUAGCCAUCCUUCACUAACCGACAUUUCGAAAUUAAAUAAAGGAGAAGUAACUAAAAUUUUAGAUGGUAUUGAUACUGUAUUAUUAGACUGUGAUGGAGUUUUGUGGUUGAUGAAUGAACCAAUACCAGGUUCAGUAGAAGUUGUUAAUAUGCUGAAAGAAAUUGGGAAAAAAAUAGUAUUUGUUACUAAUAAUUCCACAAAAAUACGAGAAGAAUUUGUUAUUAAAGCUAAAAGAAUGGGAUAUAAUGUAGAAAAGGAUGAUAUCAUAUCCACAGCAUAUCUAGUAGUUUCGUAUCUAAAAAAUCAUGGAUUUUCUAAGAAAGUAUAUGUGAUUGGUUCUAAAGGAAUCACACAAGAACUAGAAUCUGCAGGAAUUAAACAUCUAGGGAUUGGUCCAGAUGUUAUUCAAAAUAAUCUUGCUACCACUGUAGAGAAUAUCCAUCUUGACCCAGAUGUGGGAGCUGUAGUAGUAGGAUUUGAUGAGCAUUUAUCUUAUGUAAAGGUGAUGAAAGCUGCUUCAUACUUAAGCAAACCAAAUUGCCUCUUUAUAGCAACCAAUACUGAUGAAAGAUUCCCCAUGAGUUCAGAUUUGAUUAUACCUGGUGCGGGAACUAUGGUGAGAGCAGUUGAAACUGUUUCUCAACGAGAAGCCACUGUUGUUGGAAAACCCAACCCUUAUAUAGUUGAGGCACUUAUCAAUGAACAUGGGAUAGAUCCUAAGAGGACUAUAAUGGUUGGUGACAGAUGUAAUACAGAUAUUUUAUUGGGAACAAGAUGUGGUUUUCAAACACUCUUGGUGCUGACUGGUGUAACGACCCUGGAAGACAUUCAACAACGUCAGAAAUCUAGUAAAAAGGAAGACCAAGAAUUGGUACCUGAUUAUUACCUAGACAGUUUAGGUGAUUUAUUACCGUUCCUAAAAUAA